This is a messenger RNA of Labrus mixtus (cuckoo wrasse), 1231 nucleotides long. RefSeq names its product fibroblast growth factor binding protein 2b (gene fgfbp2b). The coding region runs from base 98 to 859 and encodes 253 amino acids. Gene Ontology annotation, biological process: cell-cell signaling. Lineage: Eukaryota; Metazoa; Chordata; Actinopteri; Labriformes; Labridae. Gene Ontology annotation, molecular function: growth factor binding. The record is from RefSeq and is a predicted model, not a curated record. The transcript has 2 exons.
AGAUGCUGUCUACCCUUGCACACCUCACCCCUCGGAGCAGACACAUACAUACACACAUCACCCACUACCCUCAUCUAUCCAUCACUAACACAACGCCAUGAGAGCCAGGAUGAGGAUGUUGCUGCUGUGCCUAGCAGCGACUCUUUGUGUGUCAAACGGUCAGACCAACAACGCCAGCAAUGACAACAGGCAGCAGCAGCAGCAGCAACAGCAGCAGCAGCAGCAGCAGCAACAGCAGCAACGAAGCAUCUGGGAUGAGCCCAUCAAAUUCAUCACCAAGACCAAAGACUCCUGCACCAUGGUGGUCUCUGGAGUUGGGGACUACACUCGCCUGCGUGUCUCCUGUAAAGGUCAGAGCCAGGGCCAGACUGCUGGACGCUCUUACUACUGCGAUUUCCAGGGCAAACCCAACCUGUGCCGCGCAUACAACCUUAACCCUCGCCACUACUUCACCCAGAUGAUGUGGGACAUGAGGAAGCUGAGUCAUGCCUGCCAGGGACCAAAAGUCUACCGCUCACAGAUGUGCAAGAAAUACCCAGACGAGGCCCAGAUGACCUUCCUGGCUUCCUGGCCCAAGACCACCACCCCCAAGCCAUCUAAGCCGGUCCAGGAGCCGCGUAAACCUGUGGUGCCAGCCCAGGCAAAGCCUGCCACUACUCCUAAACCUGUCAAGCCACAGCCCGUCAAGCCCCAGCCAGGCAAGGGCCCCCAGUCCAAGAAGACCACCCCUAAGCCUGGGAAGACCACUACUCGUCCCACAGAGCAGACUGAUUCCAAAGCAUCCCGCAUGGCCAACGAGUACUGCUGGAAGAGCUUCCAGGGCGUCUGCACCUACUUCAUCAGCUGGUUCCAAAACUGAGGCGAUGACCCAGACACAGGUUGUAAAAAGCAGCGAUGGACCCGGUCAGAACUCUCAUCUAUCUGUGACCUCUCCAAGAUCUGUGCGGGAGCCUUUUGAGACAUCUCGUCGCCUGUGAGGUCCGACUCCCCACAGUGCAGCAUCUUACAGGCUGAGCCAAAAACACUCCACCUACACCUGUGUACGGUUAGCGGAUGACUGCUUGUGCUUUCAUGUAUUGUACAUGUCUUUUUUUUAUUAUCUUUAAAACACACAGCAAGGCAAUGGGGGAAAAUGGCAGGCAUAUGAUUAUGUUUGUAUAUGAUGUAAAAUUCCCUCCAUGUGUCACAUUAAUGAAGGUUAAGAGAAUAAAGUCAAAAGCGGUGACCUGUC